Symbiodinium sp. CCMP2456 is the source of this 656-nucleotide messenger RNA. The record is from the annotation of a GenBank genome assembly. Lineage: Eukaryota; Dinophyceae; Suessiales; Symbiodiniaceae.
GCAGAGGACGGAUGUGGCAGGGGAAGAGCCUCGUUGCAAAGGUCAGAAAGGAUGUGAAGCUGCCCGAGGGUCAACCUGACUUGGGAUUCCAAUGGAGGCACGUCGGAGACGGCAACGCCCCUCGCCUCACAUCUGUGGCUCGGUCCUCCUUCGUCGGUUCGGUGGCCAAGGUUGGUGACUGCUUGCUGCGUGUCAACGGCCUUGACAUGGCCAUGAUGACCGAGAAGCAAAUCGGAGAUCUCCUGAAACAGCGGCGAGUCCUCGCCUGUCCGAGCCGAGAGAAAAGCGCCGUGCACCCACAGCCCGAGAUUCUACGGGAAAUCUUGUUGCAAGUCCUGAGCGAGGUGCAGGUGAAGGAUGUUGAGCUUGUGUGCACCUCGCUGCGCCCAAUCAGCAUCUUCGACCUUGCGCCAGCUGUGCUGGAAGAUCGAAAUUCAGUGGCCUUCGCCUUCAAGGUGUCGGCUUCCGAUCCCAACGACCUCGAGCCAGUGCGCGAGAUGCUGCUCCUCGAGGCGGAGUCCGGUGGGGCGCGCCACCUCCUACCACUUCUGGUGCAGAAGGCCAGCCACUCCUUCAGCCGCUUGCGCCUGUCCGUGAGAAGACACAGCCCUUUGCAGCCCCAAAACCGGCCGCGCUAUCAGCCUGGAGCGCCGUAA